CGCCUGGGGGUCAUCGAGGUGCUGGGCUCCAUGCCCGACCCCACCCAGGAUGCCGUGGGUGGGGGAGAGGCCGGGGCGGGGGACGAGGGGGGACCCCCGGAGCCGGAGCAGCCCCCCGAGGCGCAGCUGGAGGCGCCGCCGGCCGAGGAGGAGGAGGAGGAGGAGGAGCGGCGGGAGGCGAAGGCGGUGCCAGCGGGGCCGGGGGCGCGCAAGGACCCCCAUUUCAGGCUGGCUGCCCCCGACGCCCCCGGGGGGCUCGGGGAUAUCGGGGAGCCCCCCGGGGCUGAGCCCCCCACCCCCGAGGGGACCCCCAUCCUGCGCAGGAAGAUCGGGGUAAGGGGGGAAAGGGGAUUUUGGGG
Molecule: messenger RNA, 359 nt
Organism: Pyrgilauda ruficollis (rufous-necked snowfinch)
Lineage: Eukaryota; Metazoa; Chordata; Aves; Passeriformes; Passeridae
Product: ryanodine receptor 1-like
Exons: 1
Biological process (GO): intracellular calcium ion homeostasis
Cellular component (GO): membrane
Molecular function (GO): ryanodine-sensitive calcium-release channel activity
Source: RefSeq, a predicted model, not a curated record